CUUUUUUCAGCCAGCAAACAUGGAGCGCCUAUUUGAAAAGUUAUGUAUGCCUUCGAGCCGAGGGCCCACUCUUAGUGUAGAUGAAGCCAAGAAGCUCAAUUUCAAUGACUUGUUGUCCAAGGUGAGUUUUGCUUUUUCAUCCUCGCGCCGCCCCAAACCUACUGAACGCCUGAAUCCGAUGCUAGACGAUGCACUCGGCCAGCUACAUAGCCUCGGAGCCGGACUUCCGCAAAGCUAUGACCACCGAGUUCAACUCAACCCUUGCUAGCAAAUCCAGCAGUCCAAGCAAUACCUUACGGACUGUUGAACAAAUGUUUGAUGCAGCGACCCAAGUUUGUCACAACUCAAAUGACCGAGACGUCGUCAACUGGCUUCGCACAACCGUCCUUCUCGCCGUGAAGCAAGGUUUUGAUGAAGCUGGGGGCUCACCUUCCAAAGCCAAAAGCUCCAGCAGCAGCUCCGCCGUUAAGAGAAAGAGUAAGAAGUACGAAGAGGAUGGAUUCGUUGUGCCUGACGAUGCCGACAAAAUAGAGCAUAACCACCUUGGCGCGUCGGAUGACGAUUAUGAGCCUCCUUCAGAUGAGGAUGAUGAUGAAUAUGUACCCACGGAUGAGGAUGCGGUCGUGCCUGAUAUCAAGCCCUCCUCACCUAAAUCCUCGCCUAAAGGUAAACGAGGAAGUGGCCAAAAGAGCGCAAAGAAGUCGACGACCAAUGUGCCCGAAGAUGGUCUCAACCAUAGCAAAAAAUCUGGAGAUGUUUUCCCAUCCAAGGAUGAUUCACAGCGCCACGAAAAACAACAGCAAAUGCAGAGCUACCAUCAAAUGUCGUUCCCCAAGGGUAGCUUUAUCCAAGCCUACUUCUUCCCGUCGAAGGAAAGUUACUCUGCCUUUUUGUCUGCCCUUAACUCUGCCCGUUCCACUCUCGAUAUCUGCGUAUUCUCCAUUACCGACGACGACACUGCUGACGCUUUGAUUGCCGCCAAAAAACGCGGCGUUAAAAUUCGAAUUAUUACUGACGAUCAACAAGCUGCCAUCAAAGGUGCCGAUGCUUCAAGACUUCAAAAGGAUUAUAACAUUCCCUACAAGACCGAUCAUACCCAAGGCUACAUGCAUAACAAGUUCGCUAUCAUCGAUCAUCAGUUAAUGAUCAAUGGCAGCUUUAACUGGUCUAAAGGUGCACGCUUCAAGAACAAGGAAAACAUUAUCAUUACCAACAUCAAAAGCUGUAUAGAUGAAUUCGACAAGGAGUUUAACACUCUGUGGGCAGCCUUUUAAGCAUGCCUUCCCUGGUGGCUGCUAGAUAUCCCAAUGCCUGUCCUUUAUAAAAAAUUUGAUUGGCUAGCUGGCAAUAAACUUGUAUAUCCCAUUUGGCAUUUCC
Messenger RNA from Umbelopsis ramanniana AG, 1377 nucleotides. RefSeq lists its product as uncharacterized. NCBI's taxonomy places the organism in Eukaryota, Fungi, Mucoromycota, Umbelopsidomycetes, Umbelopsidales, Umbelopsidaceae. Gene Ontology annotation, cellular component: mitochondrion. The record is from RefSeq and is a predicted model, not a curated record. Gene Ontology annotation, molecular function: RNA endonuclease activity producing 5'-phosphomonoesters, hydrolytic mechanism. The transcript has 3 exons. Gene Ontology annotation, biological process: piRNA processing. The coding region runs from base 189 to 1274 and encodes 361 amino acids.